Thamnophis elegans (Western terrestrial garter snake) is the source of this 3336-nucleotide messenger RNA. RefSeq names its product ribosome production factor 1 homolog (gene RPF1). Gene Ontology annotation, cellular component: nucleolus; preribosome, large subunit precursor. Gene Ontology annotation, biological process: maturation of LSU-rRNA; maturation of 5.8S rRNA. Lineage: Eukaryota; Metazoa; Chordata; Lepidosauria; Squamata; Natricidae. Gene Ontology annotation, molecular function: rRNA primary transcript binding. Bases 50 to 1078 code for a protein of 342 amino acids. The transcript is spliced from 9 exons. The record is from RefSeq and is a predicted model, not a curated record.
AACCCGGAAGAGAACGAAGAGGUGAAAGAUCAACUAUUGAAGCGACGGCAUGGCGGCCGGCUCUGAGGAGGGAAAACCUAUUCAGGGGAGACCUGAUGCUGGCGCUACGAGCGAGGUUGUUUAUGGCGAGAAGGCUCAUGGAAACCCCGCGGAACCCAGCCAGGCUGCCUUCCCGCCGACUUUUAGCGUCUCCGAAAUUAAGAACAAGCAGCGGCGCCACUUCAUGUUCCUGCGCUGGAAGCAACAGCAGAAGAAGGAAAAAUUAGCCCUUAAGAAAAAGAAGAAGAAGGAGCGGGAAGCCCUUGGAGAUAAGGCACCACCAAAACCAGAACCAAAAACCAUUGAAAACCAGCGUGUAUAUGAUGAAACCACGGUUGAUCCAAAUGAUGAAGAGGUUACUUUAGAUGAUGCUAUAGAUGAAUUUGCUCCUUACUUCAACAGGCAAACUGUUCCAAAAAUUCUUAUCACUACAUCUGACAGACCUCGUGGGAGAACUGUGAGAUUCUGUGAACAGCUAGCCACAUGUAUUCCAAAUUCACAUGUUUAUUAUAGAAGAGGACUGGCUUUAAAAAAAAUUAUUCCACAGUGUAUUUCAAGGGAUUUUACAGAUUUGAUUGUUAUUAAUGAAGAUCGUAAAAUACCAAAUGGGCUUGUAUUAAGUCAUUUGCCUGAAGGUCCAACUGCUCACUUUAAGAUGAGCAGUGUUCGUUUACGAAAAGAAAUAAAGCGAAAAGGGAAAAAUCCCACAGAACAUCAGCCUGAAGUAAUCCUGAAUAACUUUACAACACGUUUGGGCCAUUCCAUUGGUCGCAUGUUGGCUUCUCUCUUUCCUCAUGAUCCUCACUUUGUUGGCAGACAAGUAGCUACAUUUCACAAUCAGCGUGAUUAUAUAUUUUUCAGAUUUCAUAGAUACAUCUUCAAAAAUGAGAAAAAAGUGGCCAUUCAAGAACUAGGCCCACGUUUUACCCUAAAAUUAAGGUCUCUUCAAAAAGGAACUUUUGACUCCAAGUUUGGGGAGUAUGAAUGGAUUCACAAGCGCCGUGAAAUGGACACAAGCCGAAGAAAAUUUCAUUUAUAAGAAUGAACACAGUAAUACCAUUUUUGUAUUUUUCUCACCAACAAAAGCUUAUGGAGUACCCUUGAAGAUAUUCAGGUUACACAUGGAACAUACACACACACACACACAGACCUUGCGAACAUGGCCAUGACCCUAUUCUCUUCAGGGCUGAAAAUUCAGUUACUUUUUAUAAAUAAUAGAAGACUUCAAGAAAGAGGAAAGAGACUGCAUCAGUCACUAUCUCCUUUUGUUAAGAAGUCAUGGACCCUUCUCAAAAAUAAUGCUUUGUAAUUUAAUUCUUUCAUAUCUUAUUCUGAAUUAAAAUAUCUAGUUCUGGAUCUUAAAAUCAGGUUUUGUGUUGAAUAUAUUAUUUGCCACAAAUAAACAUUUUACAUGUCAAAUACUAUUACCGGCUAUUGUUGAAUGUUCAAGCAGUUCAUUAACGCAGAAAAAUAACAGUACAAUUCAGAUAUAGUGGCUAUACAGAUUUUGUUUAUUUGAUCUUCCGUAAGCUUAAUUUUUUUAAAAAUUGCAUAAGGAACUGAAAUAUUCUUCAAGUACCUAUACAAGGAAUAAAUGGGAAAUGAAUCUUCUUUUUUUAAAGGGAGAAGAAAUUAGGGAACACCCCAUUUUCUGUGUCCAUCUUAAUGAAACUUGAGAUAAUGGAAAUUCUGUCUAUAAUCACAGGAAGCGAAAGAAAAACAAAGUUCUUUUUAAUCUGACCAAUAUUACUCAGUUCAUAUGCAAUUGUAAUCUACAGAUUAACCUUAAAUGCUUUAAUAUUUGUUUACAUACAUGUAGGUACUACAAAGCAGUUCCCAGUUUGGACACAAUGGUAAACUGUACUUUCCAUUUUUCACUAAUUGUCCCCAGAUAUACAAAGAAAAAAAAUGAUUUUAGAUAUAAAACUUCAGUUCCUCAUCAACAAAUCCUUGUCAAAGAAAUAUCUGAAAAAUACGGCUUGAACAUCUCAAAAACCAAGAUCAUGGUCAUUGGCAAACAACCCAUUAAUUUACCACCAAUAAUUUUGGAAGGAAUACACUAGAAAAAGUUGAAUCAUGUACUUGAGUUCUAAUUUACAUGAAAGCUGGAACAUGACCACUGAAGUAAAAACAAGGGUAAAGCUUGAACAGCAUUCUUAAAAUGAAAAGUCUUCUGCAGUCACAAUAUAAGCCUAAGAUUGAAAAUCAGGCUUGUUAGAUGCUAAUUGUUUCUAUCCUCUAUAGAGUGAAGAGUUGGUCUCUGACAGAAAGCCACUUGAAGAGACUAGAAGCAUUUGAAAUGUUGAUUUACAGGUGGCUAUUACAUAUAAGUUGGCUUGACAAAAUCAGAAAUGAGGUGUUAAGCUGCUUGGGAAAGCCAAGGAAAAUCAUCAAAACUAUAAAACGAAAGAAUAUUUUGGAUAUGUGAUUUAACACCCAGAAAUAUACGGCAUGUGUCACUUAAUCCUCCAAGGAAAGAUUGAAGGCAAACAAGGUCCAGGCAGAAGAUAGUCAUGCCUUCAAAAUCUAAGGGACUGGUUGGAACAAAACAGCAACUUUUUUGUGUAUCUGUUGAUAAAAAUAGGAUCAACAACAUGACAGACAACAUCUGUUGAUGGAUAUGGCAGAAGAAGAAAAAGAAGAUAUAAAACUGAACUUACACCUUAGAAGUCACUCUGUUUAGAUAAGUCAAAAAUUAAAUCAAUGGUCUCUAGGGAAUAAUUGUUUCAAAUGAAUGUGAUACUCAACUAAGCAUCACCUCUGCACUGACCUAAACUGAUAGUCAGCUUGGUUAACUCAGAUCUUGCUUUGACCUGUCAGGCAUGAUAAUUAUGCAAAUAUAAAUAAGAAAAACUAUAUGCAGCCAGUUAUUUAAGAUUAUUCAGUUUGUUCCAAAACUAUUUUAGAAAUCUACACAAUAUUCUUGUUCUAUGUUAUGUAUUUAGUAAUCGAUUUUAAUAUUUUGGUUUCCUUUUUGACUAAUUUAUGCUACUCCAGAUUGAUGUAAAACAGAGAAGAAACAAAAUUGUAUUAGAUUGGUAAAUAAUGUAUAACAAGGCAUUUAUUUAUUUUUAGUUUUAUAGGAUAUUCACAAUUUAGGAUGCUUCUAGAGGCAAAUACAAUUUACUCCAAAUUAGUUAUGACUAUAUAACAACUGAAGUAGAAAGAACAAAAUCUAUACUGAUUGUAAACCGUUAAUUUGUUUAGAUAAAGAUGUUAUUUUGUUUUGAAAAGCAGGAAUAUUUUUACAAAAUGCACUAACUUUUACAGUAUUUUUAGAAUAGUGACGCUUUGGAU